AGACUGGCUGGCUCGUUGCGGGAAGAGUUGACAAUGAGACGUGUGGAGCGUUUGCAAUUAAAAAGUGCCCGAAGAGGAAACCGGCAGCCUUUGGAAUGGACAAAAAGGGCGUGUGUAGCAUAGUAGUUCGCGGCGGCGAGAGGGAAAAAGACGCGAAAUGGAAAAGCCUGGAACGGAAUACCGCGUGGGGUUGUCACGGCUAAGCGCGGCGGCGGAAGGGAAAGCGGCGCGGACGUUGCGGGGAAAGAGAAGGCUCGCUUUCUCCUGAGAAGGGGCUGCCGGUGCCUUAACGUUUGUCGCCUGGGUGUCGCUCGGGGCGAAACGCGUGUACGUUAGGCGAGGACUCCUCCCUGGUAACGCCGAGCCUCGGAAGGGAGAAAAGGGCCAUGUAGAAUGCCAGCAUCCAUAAUGUCCUGAAUCUGGAAACAAGUGGAAAAAAAGAAGUUCGUUCACAGGAAUUCAUUCCCUCCCACCCUCCCUCCAGUUUUUGGUUUGAUUCUUGUUUAUUUUAUAGUUAGAUUAAUGCAUUGCUGGAUGUGACUCUUCCACCAUGUGGCUUCUGAGGCUAAAGCACCAUUUCUCAAUUAAUAUUUGGACCCUGCUGCUUCUGGGUAGUUCUUGGUUGCCAUUGGCAAAAAGCACUACCAAAUCUUCCUCUCCUUUUAUGACUUUCCAAGUCACAGACUGGAGUUUGACACACUUGGUGGUCCACAACAAAACUGGGGAAGUAUAUGUGGGUGCUGUCAACCGGAUCUAUAAACUUGCAAACAAUCUGACAGAAAUGCGCACACAUGUGACGGGUCCAGUAGAAGACAAUGAGAAGUGUUACCCACCACCUAGUGUGCAGUCUUGCCCACAUGGGCUAGUCAGUACCAACAAUGUCAAUAAAUUGCUGCUGGUGGAUUACUCUGGGAAUCGUCUGAUAGCCUGUGGCAGUGCUUCACAAGGUAUCUGCCAGUUCCUACGCUUGGAUGAUCUCUUCAAGUUGGGUGAGCCGCACCACCGCAAGGAACACUACCUCUCUAGUGUCAAUGAAUCAGGAACAAUGUCUGGUGUUAUAAUUGAAGUGCAGAAUGGACAAAACAAGCUUUUCAUUGGAACUCCCAUUGAUGGAAAGUCUGAAUAUUUCCCUACUUUGUCCAGCCGUAAACUGAUGGACAGUGAAGAGAAUGCAGAGAUGUUUGGCUUUGUUUAUCAAGAUGAAUUUGUCUCUUCCCAGCUCAAGAUCCCAUCAGAUACACUGUCCAAGUUUCCCACAUUUGAUAUCUAUUAUAUCUAUAGUUUCAGUAGUGAGCAGUUUGUCUAUUACCUAACACUGCAGCUGGACACCCAACUUACCUCACCAGACUCUACAGGAGAACAGUUUUUCACCUCAAAAGUUGUCCGGCUAUGCGUGGAUGAUCCCAAGUUCUACUCAUAUGUGGAAUUUCCCAUUGGUUGUAUUCGAGAUGGCAUUGAAUAUCGCUUAAUUCAGGACGCUUACCUCAGUAAACCUGGAAGGGCCUUGGCCAAGCAACUGGGCAUUUCAGAACAGGACGACAUUCUGUUCACCAUCUUCUCACAGGGGCAGAAGAAUAGAGUCAAACCACCCAAAGAAUCUGUCCUCUGCCUUUUCACAUUGAAGAAGAUCAAAGACAAGAUCAAGGAGCGUAUCCAGUCUUGCUACCGUGGAGAAGGGAAGCUUUCUCUGCCCUGGCUUUUGAAUAAAGAAUUAGGUUGCAUAAAUUCACCCUUGCAAAUAGAUGAUAAUUUCUGUGGACAAGAUUUUAACCAACCGUUGGGUGGAACUGUCACCAUUGAAGGUGUGCCGCUCUUUGAGGAUAAGAAAGAUGGCAUGACAUCAGUGGCUGCUUAUGACUACCAUGGACACACAGUUGUUUUUGCCGGUACACGAAGCGGCAGGAUAAAAAAGAUCUUGGUUGAUCCUGCCAGUCCCAUUGGACAUUCAGUCUUUCAAUAUGAAAAUGUGAUAGCCCAUGAUGGCAGUCCAAUUUUGCGGGAUUUAGUGCUGAGCCCUGAUCUGCAAUAUCUUUAUGCCAUGAGUGAGAAACAGGUGACCCGUGUGCCAGUGGAAAGCUGUGAGCAAUAUACAACAUGUGCACUGUGCCUGGGUUCUAGAGAUCCUCACUGUGGUUGGUGUGUCCUACAUAACAUCUGUUCUCGGAAGGAGCGUUGUGAUCGAGCUGAUGAACACCAGCGAUUUGCCUCAGAUCUGCGUCAAUGUGUUCAACUUACCGUUCAGCCUAAGAAUAUAUCAGUCACCAUGUCGGAAGUCCCGCUGGUUUUGCAAGCCUGGAAUGUUCCUGAUCUCCUGGCUGGUGUGAAUUGUUCCUUUGAAGAUUUCACUGAAUCUGAAAGUCGCAUUGAAGAUGGCAGAAUCUACUGUAGUUCUCCAUCUACAAAAGAUGUGAUACCUAUUACCAGAGGACAAGGUGAUAAGCGAGUGGUAAAGCUUUAUCUUAAGUCCAAAGAGACAGGGAAGAAGUUUGCAUCUGUGGAUUUUGUAUUUUACAACUGUAGUGUUCACCAAUCCUGCCUGUCCUGUGUGAAUGGAUCCUUCCCUUGCCACUGGUGUAAAUAUCGUCACAUUUGUACUCACAAUGCAGCAGACUGCUCCUUCCUUGAAGGCCGUGUAAACAUGUCUGAGGACUGCCCACAGAUCCUUCCAAGCACCCAGAUCUAUAUCCCUGUUGGUGUAGUGAAGCCUAUCACUUUAACUGCCAAAAACCUGCCACAGCCACAGUCUGGACAGCGCAAUUACGAAUGCAUCUUUCAUAUCCCUGGGAACCCUUCCCGUGUCACUGCCCUGCGUUUCAACAGUACCAGCAUCCAGUGUCAGAAUACCUCGUAUUUCUAUGAAGGGAAUGACAUCAGUGACCUUCCAGUGAACCUUUCUGUUGUGUGGAAUGGAAACUUCAUAAUUGACAAUCCCCAAAACAUCCAAGCUCACUUGUACAAGUGCUCAGCUCUGAGGGAAAGCUGUGGGCUGUGCCUGAAAGCAGAUCCACGCUUUGAGUGUGGCUGGUGUGUGUCAGAAAAACGAUGUUCCCUCCGUCAACACUGCCCAGUAUCGGAAAGCAGCUGGAUGCAUGCAAGUAAUGGCAAUAGCCGUUGUGCAGAUCCCAAAAUCCUUAAGUUGUUUCCUGAAACAGGUCCCCGACAAGGUGGGACUCGGUUAACCAUCAUUGGUGAGAACUUGGGCCUGAAGUUUGAAGAUGUACGAAUGGGUGUACGGGUUGGCAAAGUGAUAUGCAUCCCCAUUGAAAGUGAAUAUAUCAGUGCUGAGCAGAUCGUCUGUGAGAUUGGAGAAGCCAGCCCCAGCAAAAUUCAAGAUGCUCCUGUAGAAGUGUGUGUCAGAGAUUGUUCUCCCAGCUACAAGGCUAUAGCUCCAAAAAGCUUCACAUUUGUGGCUCCUACCUUCUCACAAGUCAUCCCAGCUCGUGGGCCUCUUUCUGGGGGCACCUGGAUUAGCAUCAGAGGAAGACAUCUCAAUGCAGGAAGUAACAUCACGGUGACCAUUGGAGGACAACUAUGUGCUUUUGCAGGGAGAAAUGCUGGUGAAAUCCAAUGUAGGACCCCAUCUGGUCAGAUUCCAGGUAGUUCAGCCAUCCUCAUUCAUAUAAACCGAGCUGUGCUUAGUAGUGCUGAUGUUACAUAUUAUUAUACUGAGGAUCCCACAAUCCAAAAGAUAGAACCUGAAUGGAGUAUCAGAAGUGGUGGGACAUUGUUGACUGUGACGGGCACCAACCUGGCGACUAUCAAAGCACCCAGAAUCCGAGCCAAAUAUGGCACUGCUGAGAAAGAGAAUAAUUGUACAGUCUACAAUGAUACCAUCAUGGUGUGUUAUGCUCCUUCCAUUGAUAACCCAGUCAAGAGCCCUUCAGAACUUGGUGAUAGACCAGAUGAGAUUGGCUUUAUUAUGGACAAUGUUCAAGCCUUGUUGAUCAUCAACAGAACUAACUUUAUCUAUUAUCCAGAUCCUGUGUUUGAAUCCUUGCCAUCUGGUAUGUUGGAGCUCAAGCCAAGUUCUCCUCUUAUCCUCAAGGGCCGUAACCUUCUCCCACCAGCACCUGGUAAUUCUCGGUUAAACUACACUGUACUCAUUGGAGACACUCCAUGUGCUCUUACUGUUUCUGAAACUCAACUGCUCUGCGAGUCCCCAAACCUCACAGGACAGCAUAAAGUGACGAUUAAGGCUGGGGGGUUUGAGUUCUCUCCAGGGACACUGCUGAUCUAUUCUGACAACCUGUUGACUUUGCCAGCCAUUAUUGGUAUUGGUGGAGGAGGCGGACUUCUCUUGCUCAUCAUCAUAAUUGUCCUUAUUGCAUACAAACGGAAGUCUCGAGAUGCUGACCGUACCCUUAAACGUCUCCAGCUGCAAAUGGACAACUUGGAAUCACGGGUGGCCUUGGAAUGCAAGGAAGCUUUUGCUGAGCUGCAGACUGAUAUCCAUGAACUGACCAAUGACUUGGAUGGGGCUGGCAUCCCCUUUUUGGAUUAUUGCACCUAUGCCAUGAGAGUCCUCUUUCCAGGAAUAGAAGACCAUCCUGUCCUGAAAGAAAUGGAGGUCCAGGCCAAUGUAGAGAAGUCUUUGACACUCUUUGGGCAGCUCUUGAACAAAAAGCACUUCCUGUUAACUUUUAUUCGAACCUUGGAGGCCCAACGCAGCUUCUCCAUGCGCGACCGGGGUAAUGUGGCCUCUUUAAUUAUGACAGCCCUACAGGGUGAGAUGGAAUAUGCCACUGGAGUGCUGAAACAGCUUCUCUCAGAUCUGAUUGAAAAGAAUUUGGAGAGCAAGAACCAUCCCAAAUUGCUCUUGAGGAGGACUGAGUCGGUGGCUGAAAAAAUGCUCACCAACUGGUUCACAUUCCUUCUGUAUAAGUUCCUAAAGGAGUGUGCAGGUGAACCUCUGUUCAUGUUAUAUUGUGCCAUCAAACAGCAGAUGGAGAAGGGGCCUAUAGAUGCCAUCACUGGAGAAGCCCGCUAUUCCCUGAGUGAAGACAAGCUCAUCCGGCAACAAAUUGACUACAAAAUGUUGACACUAAACUGUGUGAAUCCUGAAAAUGAAAAUGCUCCUGAAAUUCCAGUCAAGGUCCUAAAUUGUGAUACCAUCACACAAGUGAAGGAAAAGCUGUUGGAUGCUGUGUACAAAGGAGUACCAUAUUCCCAAAGACCCAAAGCAGGAGAUAUGGACUUGGUGAGCACGAUCCCCAGUGACCCCAUGCCCUUCUCUUCCAUCGGUGCAGAGUGGCGGCAGGGCAGGAUGGCUCGGAUAAUUCUUCAAGAUGAAGAUGUCACCACAAAGAUCGACAAUGACUGGAAAAGACUCAACACUCUAGCUCAUUACCAGGUAACAGAUGGUUCAUCUGUGGCAUUGGUGCCCAAGCAGAACUCUGCCUACAACAUUUCCAAUUCCUCUACUUUCACAAAAUCACUCAGCAGAUAUGAGAGUAUGCUCCGGACAGCUAGCAGCCCUGACAGUCUCCGUUCCCGGACCCCCAUGAUCACACCUGACCUGGAGAGUGGCACCAAGCUAUGGCAUCUGGUGAAGAAUCACGAUCACAUGGAUCAACGAGAAGGUGAUCGUGGCAGCAAGAUGGUCUCAGAAAUAUAUUUGACUCGUCUGUUGGCUACUAAGGGAACUUUGCAGAAGUUUGUGGAUGACCUUUUUGAGACUAUCUUCAGCACAGCCCACCGAGGGAGUGCCUUGCCUCUGGCCAUCAAGUACAUGUUUGACUUCCUGGAUGAACAAGCUGAUAAGCACCAGAUCAAUGACUAUGAUGUCAGGCACACUUGGAAGAGUAACUGUCUACCUCUGCGUUUUUGGGUUAAUGUCAUUAAGAACCCGCAAUUUGUGUUUGACAUUCAUAAGAACAGUAUUACUGAUGCCUGCCUAUCAGUGGUGGCUCAGACAUUCAUGGACUCCUGCUCAACUUCUGAGCACAAGCUAGGGAAAGACUCUCCCUCCAAUAAACUACUGUAUGCCAAGGACAUCCCUAACUAUAAGAGCUGGGUAGAAAGAUAUUAUGCAGAUAUAGCUAAAAUGCCAGCAAUCAGCGAUCAGGACAUGAGUGCCUAUUUGGCAGAGCAGUCACGGCUACACUUGAGCCAAUUCAACAGCAUGAGUGCCCUGCAUGAGAUCUACUCAUACAUUACUAAGUACAAGGAUGAGAUUUUAGCUGCUUUAGAGAAGGAUGAACAGGCCCGAAGACAACGGCUGCGAAGUAAGUUGGAGCAGGCAAUUGACACAAUGGCUCUAAGUAGCUGAAAAGGCCGAGUUGUUGUUGCAGACUUCCUAGCAGCGGAGGCUAAAAGAGAAAGCGGCAAGCAAGUUGCAGCAACAAGAAAACACACAAGAUAUAUUGGGGCUCAGCACGAAACAGUGCACAGAGUCUGCUGCGUCUUUGAACCUUUUGCACCGAUUGAACAGAAGAAAAUCAAACAAUCCUUUAAAUCAUUAUUAUCAAAGCAAAUUGAAACAAUUUAAGGACCUUUUUGAAAGGAGCGACUGACGUGGCAAAGAACCUGAGAGACCCAAGAUGUGUGAGAAGAGCCGGGGGGGAAGAAAUUCCAGCUGAACUGCUACUGUCCCUUCCCCACCAAGGCUUGCCCCAAAUCUGGCAAAGGAAGGUUGGGGCAUGCACUAACUUCUAGGGCAAUGUUUUUACAUUAUGUUUUUCUUAUAGCAGGCGGGUGGGCAGUCUUAUCAUUUUUUUUCCGUUCUGUAUUUGCUUCGACUCCCACCUUGACUGGACAACUCAACUCUUCAAUCUACUCCUCCUUUCUUUCUCCCUGGCCUACUGCCUCUAGUGUUAACUGCUAAAUUUGCACAAUUUUCACAAGCUAAUGCUGUCCUUUCAGGGACUGAAAGGAUAUGGAAGGAGGAGGGAAGUUGCAAAUCUGCAAGAAAUCUUCCCAAGAUUUGUUUUUCCCCCAACAAAUUAUUGGUGUGGGAGAGAAACGAGGGUGAGUAGAACCUAGAGAAGCAGUCCCAGGCCUCCUUUAUUCUUUCUACAGUUCGUCCUGUGCCAUUUUAAAACGUUAUUGAGCACAGGCCAAAUAAAUGCUCUCAUUUUGAAUGCUGCUUAAGAGUGUGCUGGAGACUUAGAAAGGCAAAACUAAAAAUAAAAAAGAGGGAUAGGCACAUAUAAAAACAAUCUCACCUAAAGAAAGACUUUUCUCAUCUAUUAGAAGCAAUGCAACUUCCCAAUACACCUUGCAUUGGAGGUUUAUACAAGUCAGAAUCAGCUUUUAUAAGCAGAGUUUAUAAAACUUUCUCAAAAUUGCCCCUACUCAGUUUUCAUUGUACACACAAAUACACACACAAACUUCUCCAUGUGUAAGCUUUCCAUUUAGAGGUCAAAGAUACUUUCAAAGAAGCUCUCCAUAUACAAGUGUCAUAUAGCCAGAGAGAAAGGAGCUAUCUAGUCUAAUAGCUCAGUAUUGCAAAGGAGAAUGUUCAGGUUAAGCAGGAUCAUGCAGGCAGUUUAGAGAAAAGCUUUUUUUUUUUUUUUUUUUUUUUAGCCUUUUGAAAUUGCAUUGCUCCACCUCAUUCCACUGGCUCUCCCAAUGGCAACAUAAAGCCUGGUCAGAUUAUCAGAAGGGCAGUCUUUAUUCCAAAAAGUAAAAAAAAAGCGUUCCUACAUGCAGUUGCAGCUUAGCCCUGAUAAAUAUGGCAUGUCGGUUCCAGCGUUGUUUUAUGUAUGUAUGUAUGUGUGUGUGUGUGUGUAUGAGUGAGGGGGAGGGGUUGCGCAUGCUCAUGGACAUUCAACUCUUCCAAAUACUGAUUACAGCAUCCGCCUAUCUUCAGCAGGCUAAUUCCAAAAACAAAACCAGGCUUAAAGUUUAAAACAGGCUUGUCCAACCUAUAGCCCUUGGUCUGCAUGCAGCCCUGGACAGCUACAGUAGUAAUGUGGCCCCACAAGAUGAUAAACCUUUCACAUUAUUAUGUGGCUUAUAUAUGUUGUUGUCAGUGUGUGAAAUUAGGCAUUUUAUAGAAUGCCUAGGAAAUCUAUAGAAGGUCAAAAAUCAAAGUAUGAAACACUUAACAUUUCACACAUUUCCUGGGCAUUCUAUGCAAUGCAAAAAGGCAAACCAGCAAAGUACAAAAUACUCCUGCUAAAAUCCCAUUCUAGCCUUCCUUGUUGCAACAUGUAGGUCAAUAUUGGUCUUUUUGCCUUGGGUUUUUUUUUUCCCCCAGUAAGAAAAAACUUUUAUUUUGCAUUUCUUCUUUUAUUUUCAUAUAUGUCUUUCCAAUAAAGGGUUAGAGUUAGGGUUAGCCUGAACUUAAUCCUAAACUAACCCUAAUCCUUUUCAUGUCUCUCUUUUCAUGCUUUUCCUAAAUAGUUCUUGUCAUUGGGCAUAAUGCCUAGGUAUUACAUACAAUGUCUAGAGAAAGGGUAGAGCGUAUUAAAAUAACACAGACAUUUCAUACUCUGCUUAGAAACGUCACCCAUUCUUUUGCUCACGUUUUGUUUGUUUUCUUGUUUUGUAUUUUACCUUUUAUGAUAAAACAAAAUAAACGUACAUAAAAGAGAGACGUCACACAUUCUAUACAUCUUCUAGGCAUUCCAUAUAAUGCCAGCUUUUCACACAUUGCCGGUAACAUAUACACUAUUACAUAUUUAACAUGCACCCCAAGACAAUCCCACUUUACUCAGUGUGGGCCAGACAAGCCAAAAGGUUGGACAAUCAUGCUGUAAAGCAAGAAAUUAUGGCUAGGCCACCAAAGCUGAGCCUGCAACCAAGUGCUCUUUGUGCGCAACAAAAUAUUCUGUGAGAAACAGACAUGACAGCAGCUGGAUUGAUAGGCCGACCCAUGAGAAGGAAAGAGAAAACGAGGCUCUUUAAUUGCAUGGAAGCACAACCAUUCGGGAUCUUUUUUGUAGGCUGAUAUCAGCAACCAGUUAUGAUGAGGACCCAGAUUGUUGUGGGCAAUAGGCUGACUCUGUAAACCGCUUAGAGAGAGCUGUAAAAGCACUGUGAAGCGGUAUAUAAGUCUAAGUGCUAUUGCUAUCUCUCUGGAAAGUGUUUGGGUAGUUGCUUCCUUGUUAGAAACUUUAAAUGAUCUAUGACCAACACAAUAUUCUCACUCCCCGUUUAUUUAUAACUUGCUUUGGUUAUCUUGCCACCCUGUUUCUUUAAGUAGGGGAUAAAUAAUAAUCUCCAUAGGAACAGCAUAGGAUUGUCUGCUCGCAUUUAAUGUUAGUGCCUAAGUUAGCAGAAAGGUCACUGCCCCUUCCACAGCUCUCCUAAUUGGACACCUACUUUCUAUUUUCUCCUAUUUCUUCCAACCCCAAAAGUGUAAUUUCUUUCUAUCCUGAUUCUGAGCAUUACCUGAUUCUGGGGUUGUUGGUUAUCAAACAAUCACCAGGGGAAACAGAUGCUAACAUUGGAAAACAAUGGAAAGUCUGUUAAAAACUGAGCAAAGUCUUGGUUACUUGCUUGUUCUCUAGACUGAAUCAGACAUCUCCCAUAUGAUUUAAAGGCAAGGCUUUCUUUAUUGCUACCGUGGAGAUUUCCAAGGUAUCUUGUAAUGUUUUAGAAUGGAAUGUGUGUUCCUUUGUCUUGUCUUUGCACAGUUCAUUUAGAAGGUAUCCUCAGUUAAAAGCAAAGCCUUUAUACAGGUAGUCAAAAUGAUGUAUGACCAUUCGUUUAACAAUCAAAGGGAUGACGGUGCUUUCAUUGGGAUUCUUCCUGGAUUCUGUUUCCUUUUUCCUUCCCUUCUGUCAUUUAUUUCUUCAUCAUUCCAUCAAAUAUUCCACUCUUUGCAUGAAGACAUUCAGUUCCAUUCUGUAUGUAAAGCUUUUUACUAUUAUUUUAAAUGUACCAAUGUGUUGAAGUCACUGCCCUAAUUUAACUCAGGUGACCAAAUCCACCCAAUUUUCAGUCUUCACCUAUCUGCCUAUCAAGUACCAAUAAAUUAAGGUGUUCGACCUAGUGUUGAAAGAGCCUGAUCCUACCUAAAUAAGUGGAAGAAAGAGAUGUGAUGUGGUGUGUGUGUGUGUGUGUGUGUGUGUGUGUGUGUACACAAAAUGUUACAAUCUAAUUUUUUAAGCCUUGGUGGGGCAACUGUACAAUUAAUUGGAGGAGUUGAAACAAUAUCAAAUGUGGCUUUUUACACUAAACAAUGGAAAAUACCAAAUGGGGAAAAAACAUAUUAACAUUCCUCACCAGUAGAACAAUCCUUUGAAUAUACAUCUCAAAUUAUUUUGUAAUUUUUAUUUUUAAUUAUUUCUUUAAUUAAAGAGGAGGAGGAAGAGAAGACAAUAAAAUAAAACAAACUUUUAAAAAAAUGUGGAGUCCUGAGAUAAUUCUGGAUCCAUAAGACCUGUGGGCUGUUGCAUGACUGUGAUAGAAUUUAGUCUGAGUUAAUCAUUUUUGAAAAGAAAAAAAAAUGCAAGUGUUGAAUAUUAGAGGUUUGGUUAGACUUUUAUUUUUUUUUUUGAAAUUUUGGACUUAAUUUGUCACUUCUUGUACAAGAAACAAAAAAGAAUUAAUGUAAAUCGUUUAUUUCUGAAAAAUGGUACUCAAAUAAGUCUUAAAGGACAGCUAAAUGUUGCUGCACAGGAAGGAUACCAUAAUGGUUUAGAGGUUCACAUCUCCAGACUUUGAAGUCUACUUGGGACUAUAAACACUAUAUGAUUUAUGUUCCUCAACGUGGCUUAUCUUUCCACUUUACAAAUUGUAUCAUGGAUCACAAAGAAGCAAAUUCGGCUUUGUGGUUCCACGUGAUCAGAAUCUUCGUCUGUUUUGAUUAAUACAAAGAAUUUCUUCUUUAAAAAGUUACAUUUUUUUUCAGGAGCUGCUUAGAAUCCUAGUGCUUAAGCUUGAAAAGGAACUUGGAGAUCAUUUCAUCCAACUGCCCAGUCUGCAGUCUGCUACUUUAUGGCCACCCAACUUCUGUUUUAACACUAGGAAAAAGAGGCAGUCUGUUCUGUUAUUGAACAGCUUUUAAGAUUAGGAUAUUUAUUCAAUUUAAAUCUACCUAUCAUAUAAACCCCUCAUUUUUCAUUUUGCAUCCUGGAACAACAAUUCUGCCCUGUCUUCUGUGCGACAGCUGUUCAGUAUGGCAGUCAUCUGUCUCUCCUCUUCUCCAGGCUAAACAUGUCCAGCACUUUCAACUGUUCCUUGUAUGUCUUUCCUUCCAGACCUUAGUUUCUCUUCUCUGGAUGUGCUUUAGAUUGUCAAUAUCCUCCUUAAUAUGGAGUGCUCAGAACGGGACACAAUAUUAUAAAUGCAGUGUGACCAAUACUGAAUAUAUGGGAGCAAUUCUAUUGAUGUUGUCAUGUUACUUUUGAUACUACAAUCAUAAGAUUGCAUUUGCUUUUUUUUUUUUUUUUUUUGCAGCUGUAUCACAUUGUUGGCCAUGUUAGCAAGAUCCCUCCAGAUCCAUUUUGCACAUAUUGUGGCCCAGUAUGGUCUGCUCCCCAGUUCUUAUAUUCAUAUCUUUGAUUUGUCCUACCCAAACACUGCAUUUGUCCAUAUUGACAUUCACAGUCCUAGUUUCUACUUAUUUCAGUUUGUGAAAAUCCUCCUGAAGGUGAAGUAUUUGUUACCUUUCAUCUUUAUGUCAUCUGAAACUUGAUAAAAUUUUUCUACCCUUCGUCCAAGUCAUGUACAAAUAGGUUGAAUAGCACAGAUUCUGAAAUGCAGCAUUUGUUACACCACUCAAUACUUAUUUCCAUCUAAACAAUUAGCUAAUUAAAUUUGUUGGGUACAGUCAUUCAGUUAAGGUCCUCUCCAGCUGAUAGAAUAGCCUAAUCCACUAAAAUCUCAUGAUUCCUGAAGUCAAGGGAGACCAUGUACACACCAUCUCCAUUAUGACUAAACUGAUCACCAAGAUCAGUUUGGUGUCAUUUAUUUUUGAUAAAGCCAUGCUGGAGUUUCGUUAUUCAUAUUAGGUUGAUCGUGAAGUAAAUCAAUAUUGGGAAUUACAUGAAGGUCCUGCAGAAUGCAAAAUUAAGUAUAGAGAUUUGGGAUUUAUUCUUUUUGAAAAGUUUUGCUUAUGAAACAGCUUGUUUUCCCCAUUAUUGGCCUUGAUUCAACUAAACCAUUAUCAUUGUUCUGUGGCAAUGAUUUGAUCCCUGGGGAAAAGAGUCCUGCCAAAUAUAAACAAAUAGAAUAAAAUAAAAAAAGUAAUGAUGAUGAAGUGUGUGGAAAAGUCGACAUUUUUCUGUAUCUUCUAGGUUCUUUGCCAGGUGGACAAACAACUUCAGUUAAAAUAGCUGAAAAGCAAUAAAUUAAUCAGUGUAUGGCCAAGUGUGGUAGACUAAUCUUAUUGGUGGAACAAACAGAUCCUGAAUGUACUGCAUAUUUGCAGGCACAAUGAAAGCCUGGCGAAUGCUUUUUCACAUGCAAAGGCUUCACUCAAGAGAUAGAAAGUGAGAUCGAUCCAUUAUAGCAAUAUUCAGAUGGGGCAUGAAAAAAGUUGUUCGUCCCCAUGACUGCUUUGUAUUGAGGGAUGCAUCUCUGUAUUUUGAAGGGUGGAUGGAAGAGGUAUAAUUAUCUGGCUCUGUCUAUCAGUUUGUCUGCUAUUUAAAAAGAGCCAGCCACUUUCCAGACGGUGCCUGAGGCAAAAGAGAAGCUCAGUGGCUGUCCCAUAUAACAGGAGAAAAAUAUAUGACAAGUAGGCAACUGAACCCAGAUGCUCAUCUUUCUCACCAUGGUGCUUGUGGUUUCACAGAAAAUAAACAAUUAUUUGUGUGACCACACAUUCCUCCUGUAUUUCCAAAGGGCUUACAGUCAGAUUCAUAAGGGAUCGCUCGAAUGAAUAAAUGGGGCAUCCCUUUAAUCCUAUUUGAUUGUAGUUUCAAACCCUGCACUAUUGCACUUGUAUAAAGCCCUACAUAUGAACAGUUCCACACUGCAAACAGUUACGCUACACUUCUGGGGACUGGCUGUUCACUUGAUGUCACCAUGCAACUUACAGAGUUGAUCAUCCUUGCCUGCCAAUGGAGUUGUUCACUUCUUUGUACUACACCAAUGGGGGGGGGGUCUUGGAGAUGUAAUUUGGGCUUAUUUGGUUGCCCUUUUUAAUUCAGUGCCUCAACUCCGUUAAAAUUCUUCAAUAUGAGAGCAAACCUGCAUGCAUCUUAUGUUCAAUUUCUCUCCCAGUCUCUCCAUAGUAGCAAUUGGCAUUUUUGCAUGCAAAAUUAUUUAAAUAAUUAUCUCAUCUGACAAUGGUUCAGUAUUACUCCUAAGAGUUCACUGAAUACAUGGGGAAGGUUGAUAUUACUAUAUUGCUGGAAGUUUUUAAACUGUGGAGUCAUAACGCCCACUUCAGCAGAACUUACUAGUAGGCCAACAUACUUUUGUCCCUUUUUAGUGUCCAUGGAAAAUAAAUACUUUGAAACAUGAGACCAAUUUUCUUUUUCUUGGUAUAGCCUUUUGAUAGCAUCACUCAUUAUUUUUCCUGGUGGGUAAAUGAGUCCCAUUGUUGGCCAUACCCUCCAAAGUUAGCCUAUGUAGCAAAUUCAUACUUUAUGAAGUUAUCUUACGAAGUGGUUUUCCUAGUGAAAGAGUCAUUUAAAAAGCUAGGCAUCUUUGUGGGCAUUUGAUCAUUUUUUCUUUGUUGUUCAUCUACCCUGUUUUAUUUAACUACUGUAUAUUGAAAGUCGGCAUACUUCAGAUACCAAAAUCCCUAAAUGGAUUGAGGAUCCGUAGCCUACUUCUCUAGUUCUUAGAAAUGUCUGGCUAGCUCCUCAUGGAUUACAUGGACUUUUCAUUUUACUCUGUAAAAUCAUUCUUGUAUUCCUUAGCAAUGAUUCUCUUAGCUUUUCACUUCUGUUGAUGUUGUCUAAGCUGUCCUUUCUUAUUUCCACUUAUUUCUCUUGAGGGUCUGCUCUUCUCAUAUAACUGUUUGUAGUUUUUUUCCUAUUAAGAGCAGGGAUUAACAGUGAGGAGCGGCAGAAUGAAUUUACUUUCCACAAGUAUAAAUAUUUUAUUAGAUUUUUCAUCAGAUUAUGUUGACCCUUGAUGCACCCAGUUAUACAAAUACUCUGCCAAGAUAAUGUCAGGCGCUUUGACUGCAAUAUUGAAUCCCCAGAAGUUUCUGUAGUUAAGCAGUUAUUUUAACUGUAGUUAUUCAUGUCAUUACAAUAGGCAAGAUAUUUUGAUAUGCCUUUUGAUUGAUGCUCAAAUGAGCACAUAAGAAAGUUGUAUACAUAAGCAGGAAAAUCUUGGAUUAACACGUCUUUACAAAAAUCCUUCAAAAGCAAAACAGUGGAAUGUUAAAAUGGCAACCCUGAUACUGAAUAAAUAGAGAUUAUCCAACACAUUUUUCUUAGUAAAGUUAACUCAAGGAUUUCUAAAAGUAUCAAAUAUCAGAAACAAAAAAGAGCAUUUAUCAUGUCACUACUUAAAAUUGCACAUAAGCAUUAUGCCAAUUGAUUCCCACCAACAUUAUUUGCGAUUCCCUACCAAUAAAUCUAGUGUCUACUCCAGCAUCCAUGACUUGAUAAAUUUUCCAUUAUUUGAAUACCCUUGUAAGGAAAAGAUGCAUUUGAAAUACUUUUGGUUCUUCAGGGACUAGUUCAGGUUUUACAUUCAUUGUUCAUAAGCGUACACAUAUUUCAUUUCCUCCCUUUAGUCUCCCAUCCCUUGCAUUCUUAAAUAUAAAUGCAGUUUUAGGACACAAUGGGAAUGUGUUGAAGGAGCAACUCGGUAGAAAAAUGAUGAAGGCAUUGUGAUUAAUAAAUGAUCUGAUCUCAAACUGCACAGUUCUGAGAGUUGAGUUCUGAGACUUGAGAGCAAAUUUGAGACAGCUUUUUGUUCCCUUAAAAUCAUUGGCUUUUCUUCAAAGUUCAUAGUGUUCUAAUAUAAGAAAUCCCUCAUCAAGUGAGAAUGACAAAUCAGUUGUCUUCAAUUACCCCCCCCCCCAAAUGUGCAAAAUUACAGAAGUCUAAUAACAUGCACAAAAUCCCAUCCAUGUGAGCUACACACUCUGGACCCAUUUACCUAGAGUAGAAGGCAUAGUUCUACUUUCAUCUUCCAGACAGCUGGCCUGAAGGACAAACACUAGCUCUGUGCAGCAAGGUUUACAAUUUAUCCCAGGUUCUUUUUGCACAUGUGCUCCAAGAAAAAUUAUACAGGGAGUAAGUACUUCCAGCUCUUUGGAACUGGAAGGUUUAGGGAUAGUUCCCAAAUGUGGAAUAGGGGAGUGGGUACACUGGACAAAGAGAGUGAGCUAAUCCCUUUUUCCCUUGAAAUGUUCCUCUUUUCAGCACUUUUGGUACUUCUUUGGGCUGAAUAUAUAUUCCAGCACUGUAGGGCGCUGCCACUCACACUUAUUUCUAAGGAAUGUCAAGGCUGCAGUUAACUGUCCUUUAAGAAACAGGGAAGGGGGUGGUAUGGGAGGGGAGGCAGAGAGGAAACCAUAAAAAAAAAUACACAGAAUUUUAAUAGUAAAUUUAAAAAAAAAUCAUAACUUUAUGUGAUUGUUUCAGACUUGAAGCAACUGUGCCAGUAUGGCAGGUCGGCACCCUUUGGUUGUGUAAAUAUCCUGCUAUUUCCUAUUUUAAUGUUCUUCAGAUUUAGUACUUGUAAAUAAACACGCACAUUAAGAAGAGAUUAAACAUUUUUGCUAUAGAA
Messenger RNA from Pantherophis guttatus, 15591 nucleotides. It is a transcript of the gene PLXNA1, whose product is annotated as plexin A1. Gene Ontology annotation, cellular component: plasma membrane; semaphorin receptor complex. Gene Ontology annotation, biological process: regulation of cell migration; semaphorin-plexin signaling pathway. The record is from RefSeq and is a predicted model, not a curated record. Gene Ontology annotation, molecular function: protein binding; semaphorin receptor activity. NCBI's taxonomy places the organism in Eukaryota, Metazoa, Chordata, Lepidosauria, Squamata, Colubridae.